AGACUCAAUUCUUUUAUUAAUAUCAACGCCUCUCACCCUUUGCGCAAGUUUUCACAUCACAAAGAGUAAGACGUUCACAGUUGGUAGCUUCGCCAGAGAAACCGAGCAGUUAUUAGUGAAGAGAUAGCAAGGUAGUUCACCUGUUAAACAUAACAAGAAAGUAAUGUCAGAAGAUCAAGAUUUAGCAAACCGAGCAACGGGAAUGUACCUGGGUGGCAACGAGCCGCAAGUCGCCGCGUUUUACGACCACAUUAGAGCCAGAAUAGCAGAAGCGGUAGCAAACGAAAGGGCCGCAAAAGAAGACGCGUAUCGAGCAUUCUGGCAAGAGACAACAAGAAAACAUGAAGAAAACAGAAGAGAAAGGCUAUUAAACGACAAAGAUAGGGACGGGAAAUUAAAAAUAAGAGAACCACCAACAUUCGCGGGAGGAAUAGACACACUUAAGAUCACAGGAUGGGUUGACCAAUUAAAUACCUAUUUCAAGUAUGUAACAGACACUGAGGAAAAGAAAACUGAAUACGCAGCCGGUUUACUCAUUGGGCACGCCCGAUACUGGUAUGUACAGUACCGUCAAACGCAAGGAGAAACUCCACCACCAUGGGAAGAGUUCCAACUCGUUUUAAUGGAAACUUUCAGUAACCAACAGAAGGAAGCCUUCGCAUCAGACAGUAUAGGACCCUAAAGCAAACCAAUACGGUCGACGAACUCAUUCAUACAUACAUAAAGUUACAAAGAACAUUACCACCUGAAGUACCCAUGGCAGAAAAGGUUGAGAUCGACAUCUUCACAGGAGCCCUCAAGCCUGACAUAGAAAAUCAUGUAUUGGAUAAAAACCCGGCAACGCUCAAUGAAGCCUUUCAAAUCGCAGCAAAUUUCGAGCGAUACAUAAAAGAAAACCCCAAGGCUCGCAGACGAAACUUAGACCAAACGAUUUUAGGUUUUUCGUGCCACCACCACCGCAACAACGUAGGACCAGAGCCAACAGAUGGAAUAACAAACAGUGUUACAGUUGCGGGAAAAUCGGGAACAUAAGUCGCCAAUGUCCACACACAGGAAGAAUCAAUUAAGUAACCCUCACCGAAAUCGAUGUGGACGCUCCAGAAGACAAAAUGUUCACAGCACCAGUCAGGACGGACGGAGAAGAAACAAGAGGACUAUUAGACCCGGGAGCAAGUGCAGAUUUCUUUAAUAAACAGUUGUAGAAAGAAAUAACGGUAAGAUGUAUGGUUAUUGGUAAACAAAAACGAACAAAGCUAGGUAUUGUAGAAUUAACAACAGACAUAUUAGAUAGAACAACCACAAGGACAUUCUUCAUAGCAAAUUUAGUCAAAUACGAUUUCAACAUGUGGAUUCGCCAUGAAACGUAUAGAAUUUUUAGGUUACGUUAUCAAUCAGAAUGGAGUGCAACCAAGGGACGACAAAGUUAAGUUAGUAAUGGAAUCGCUUGAGUCCAGCUGGGCAUAGUACAAUUAUACUCUUAUAAAGUAUGAAUCUCUGUAGAUGCCCUCUGUAACGUUUACUUUUGGUCACUAAAUAACUACAUUGUGGCAAAUACUUGUCGCAUGAUAAAUACAUGUUAAAGAAUGGCGUGAGCCUCUUCAUGAGAACAUUCUUAACGAUCUUCGACGUCAUUCCUGAUUUUCUGCGGGAAAUAAAAUUUUCUUCAGUAUAUAAUUCUCCUAGGGCUACUCUCACUAAUUGCUGUACCUUUCAACACCCAAUCGGCCAUAUCUGGGUGGAAAAUAAACUUCACAGGAAUAACUGCCUACACAUCAGUGAAAAAGUAAUCCGAAUUAUCGGGCAUAUGGUGUAGGGGUUAUCACGCAUUCUUAGCAUUUUCCAAGGAAUUUGUCAAUCUGGAUGAGGUCCCCGGUUCAAUUCCGGGUAUGUCCAAUAACUUUUGUUUCCUCACCUUUCGAGGUUAUUUUUGCCACAUCUUUGUAUCUUCAUCGC
Wallemia mellicola CBS 633.66 is the source of this 1953-nucleotide messenger RNA. RefSeq lists its product as hypothetical. Lineage: Eukaryota; Fungi; Basidiomycota; Wallemiomycetes; Wallemiales; Wallemiaceae. Bases 164 to 682 code for a protein of 172 amino acids. The transcript is spliced from 2 exons. The record is from RefSeq and is a predicted model, not a curated record.